Molecule: messenger RNA, 1016 nt
Organism: Austrofundulus limnaeus
Lineage: Eukaryota; Metazoa; Chordata; Actinopteri; Cyprinodontiformes; Rivulidae
Gene: bdh2
Product: 3-hydroxybutyrate dehydrogenase, type 2
Exons: 10
Coding region: 45-782 (245 amino acids)
Biological process (GO): siderophore biosynthetic process
Cellular component (GO): cytoplasm
Molecular function (GO): 3-hydroxybutyrate dehydrogenase activity
Source: RefSeq, a predicted model, not a curated record
GAUCUGACUGGGAAAGGGGUCACAGGWGCAGUGAAAGGUGCACUAUGGGCCGGCUGGAUGGGAAAGUGAUUGUGUUAUCCGCUGCCGCGCAGGGGAUUGGACGUGCUGCUGCUUUAGCUUUUGCGAAGGAAGGAGCUCAGGUCACAGCGACAGACAUAAAUGGAGAAAAGCUAAAGGAGCUGGAUGGCAUUAAAGGAAUCAGGACCAAAGUGGUGGACGUGACUAAAAAAGACCAAGUGGAAGCUCUGGCCAAAGAACAUGACCGUGUUGAUGUGCUGUUCAACGUUGCAGGGUUUGUGCACCACGGCACCAUCUUGGACUGUGAAGAGGCUGACUGGGACUUCACMAUGAGUGUCAAUGUGCGCAGCAUGUACCUCAUGUGCAAGGCUUUCCUGCCUAAGAUGCUGGCAAAGAAGUCAGGAAACAUAAUUAASAUGGCAUCUGUGGCUUCAAGCAUAAAAGGUGUGGUAAACCGGUGUGUCUACAGUACCUCUAAGGCAGCUGUGAUUGGGCUCACCAAAUCUAUAGCUGCAGAUUUCAUUGAGCAAGGCAUUCGCUGCAAUUGUGUUUGUCCUGGGACUGUCGAUACGCCAUCACUGAGGGGAAGGAUUCAGGCACAACCUGAUCCAGAACAAGCUUUCAAGGAUUUUAUGGCAAGACAGAAAACUGGCAGAAUGUGCACAGCUGAGGAGGUGGCUUACCUCUGUGUGUACCUGGCCUCAGAUGAGUCAGCCUAUGUGACUGGAACCGAGCAGAUAAUUGACGGAGGCUGGAGUCUGUGAAGAAUUUGUGGCAUUAUCCUUAUAAUACUCAAGAACAAAAAGAACAGACCAUAUUCAAAAUGAAGUCUAGAUAAUCUGCARUUUAGAUUUUGCACAUUAUGUUAGCAGAUUUGUAGUUAAUGAGCAUUAUUUCCACAUUAGAUGUUCUUUACCAUGUCGCAAGAUAACAAAUGUCAUUAGAUCUUGUGUUCUAAUUUAUUGCUAUUGCCAAAAUAAAUAUUCAAUUCUUCACAA